Molecule: messenger RNA, 1686 nt
Organism: Plectropomus leopardus (leopard coralgrouper)
Lineage: Eukaryota; Metazoa; Chordata; Actinopteri; Perciformes; Serranidae
Source: RefSeq, a predicted model, not a curated record
AUGGAUCUGAAUGAAGACGUAUUUCAUGUUGUGGAGAGGAUGGAGUACAGAGACAUACUUUUCACUCUCCAGGAAGUUGUUGUUGAUUUGCUGAACCAACACAACCCUGCAUCUCCAUCUCCUCCUCCUUCUCCUGUCAUCACCUACCCUCAGCCAGAUGAUAAUCUGAGCGGACGAUACAAUGGGUGCAUCCUCCUGGGAGCUGCUCCACACAGCUGUGAGCUGCAAAGUCCUUCAGUGGCUGAUCCAGGACGGAGCCUGCUUGAUUUGAUAAAUGAAUACAAUCUCACAGCUCCAUCUCCAUCUCCACCUUCAUCUCUACUUCCAUAUCCAUCCCCACCUACUUCUCCUGUUGUCACCCACUGUCAACCGGUUGAAAAUCUGAGCGGAGAAUAUGAUGGGCACAUCCCCCUGGGAGCUGCUCCACACAGCUCUGAGCAGCCAAGUGUGUUCAUGGCUGCUCCAGGACCGAGCGUCGGACAGGCUCCUCCUAUGGUCAUCUACCCAGGAACACAAAAUGUUGUGGAGCCAGGUCACCUGCACAGCCAGGCAUGUGCUUAUAGCCAGGGACAGUUAAACAAUCUGUCAGCGGUGAGGGUCCCUAAUGGCAUGAGCCAGAACCAAACUCCUAUUGGACAAUUGAAUGGUCAGGCGCUGUACAAUCUUCCAGAGGAUGUUCUCCCUCCUACUCACUCAGCUGCUCCUCAGCCCGCAUUCUCCAACUCAAACAUCGCCUACAGCUUCACCGCACUUGCUCCCGUGUCAAGUCGACAGAUUAGCAAGAGAAAGCGUGACAACCAGGAGGAUGAUCGGUCGUAUGUAAAGAAGCCGCCAAACGCCUUCAUGGUGUUUAGAAAGGAGCAGAGGCCAAAUGUUGUGGCCGAAUUGGGCAUCACAGGAAGUGCAGUGGUGAAUAGUAUCCUGGGAAAGAGGUGGAACACACUGUCAAGUGAGCAGAAGGCCAUAUAUUAUGAAGAGGCAGAGAGAGAGAGGAAGCUCCAUGCACAGCUAUAUCCUGACUGGACACCCACCGACAAUUACGGCAGAAAGAGAAAGAGAGACAGGAGCAAGGCCGUCAUAAGCAAGCCCGCCAGACAGUUUGAAACAUUUGCAUCUGCCGAAGAGUUCACCCAGCAAGGCAAGAGGCUGCGUGUGGCCCCAGUGUACACAGGUGUGACAGAGCCUGUGUAUGACCACCACUGGCAAGGCUCUGCAAUAGCAGCACCUGCAGCAAUGGUCACUGCACCCACUGACACAAACCACUUAUCUGGGGCUGGAAGACUCAAUUUACUGAUGGUGGGGCUUCAUGAACCCCUUUCCAACACAGCAGUGCCUGAGCCCUUGCCUCAGUUUCACCCACUGUAUCAGUCUGAGUCACUGUACAGUCCAGACACAGACACAAGUACUAUGAAUUUGUCUGAUCUUUCUGAUCCGUCACAGCCAAAGCCUGAGCCACAGCCUCAAGCUCAGCAUCAGAUUCAGGCUCAGCCUCAGUCCCCGUCCAGUCCAGACGCAUACAUAUGUACUGUAGAUUUCUCUGAUCUACUUGAUCAGCCACAGCCUCAGGCUCAGCCCCACGUUCAGGCUCAGCCUCACACACUGUUUCAGCAUCAGCCUCAGUCCCCCUACAAUCUAGACAGAUUCUUGUGUGAUGUAGAUUUGCCUGAUGUACUUGAUUUGCCAUAG